This is a messenger RNA of Triplophysa dalaica, 1213 nucleotides long. RefSeq names its product endothelin receptor Ba (gene ednrba). Gene Ontology annotation, biological process: enteric nervous system development; vasoconstriction; G protein-coupled receptor signaling pathway. Gene Ontology annotation, molecular function: endothelin receptor activity. The transcript has 7 exons. Gene Ontology annotation, cellular component: membrane. Lineage: Eukaryota; Metazoa; Chordata; Actinopteri; Cypriniformes; Nemacheilidae. The record is from RefSeq and is a predicted model, not a curated record. Bases 1 to 1038 code for a protein of 345 amino acids.
AUGCCCCCUAUGUGCACAGGUCCCACAGAAAUCAGGGACACUUUCAAGUAUAUUAACACUCUAGUGUCGUGCCUUGUGUUUGUGGUUGGAAUAAUUGGAAACUCUACACUGCUUAGAAUAAUUUAUAAAAACAAAAGCAUGCAGAACGGUCCUAAUAUCCUGAUUUCAAGUCUGGCACUUGGGGACCUGAUGCAUAUACUGAUAGACAUUCCCAUCAACGUAUAUAAGCUUUUUGCUAAAGAUUGGCCAUUUGGUGUUGGAAUUUGUAAACUGGUUCCUUUCAUACAAAAGGCAUCAGUUGGCAUCACAGUGCUAAGUUUGUGUGCACUGAGCAUAGAUAGGUAUCGAGCAGUGACAUCAUGGAACCGAAUUAAAGGCAUUGGCAUACCCAAAUGUACAGCCAUUGAAAUUAUUUUUAUUUGGGCGCUUUCGGUAAUACUUGCAGUGCCAGAGACUAUUGCCUUUGACAUUAUCACAAUGGAUUACAAAGGAGAAAACCUUAAGAUUUGCUUGCUCCAUCCCAUGCAGAAAACCAAGUUUAUGUGGUUUUAUAAGUCAGUUAAAGACUGGUGGCUUUUCAGUUUUUACUUCUGCAUGCCCCUGUUCUGUACUGCCAUCUUCUACACUCUCAUGACCUGUGAAAUGCUCAGAAAGAAGAAGGGGGUCCAGAUUGCACUUAAUGAUCACCUAAAGCAGAGACGCGAGGUGGCUAAAACCGUGUUCUGUCUGGUGCUGGUCUUUGCACUUUGCUGGCUUCCACUACACCUUAGUCGUAUUCUUAAACUGACCAUAUAUGAUGAAAAGGACCCCAACCGCUGUGAGCUUUUAAGUUUCUUCCUAGUUCUUGAUUAUAUCGGAAUCAACAUGGCAUCGGUGAAUUCUUGCAUCAACCCAAUUGCUUUGUACAUGGUUAGCAAGCGCUUUAAGAGCUGUUUUAAGUCAUGUCUGUGUUGCUGGUGCCUGCCUCCAGAAAUGUUAGCCAUGGAUGAAAAGCAGUCCUGUGUGAAGCUGAAGGUGACAGAGCGAGGAUCUGAAUAAAGCAGCACAUGUGCAUUGCUAUGCUUUAUCUCUUAUACGAAUAUGGGUAUAGAUAUAAGCAUCUGUAAACUGCAUUUUCCAUUUAGCUAAUUCCCUGAAACCUGAGUAUUCUGAACGGAUAUGCAUAUAUUGCAUGCAUUCUCUCAUGCAAGCAUGUAUCUUAAUCCCUUCUUGA